Cynocephalus volans (Philippine flying lemur) is the source of this 3985-nucleotide messenger RNA. It is a transcript of the gene DNAJC14, whose product is annotated as DnaJ heat shock protein family (Hsp40) member C14. The record is from RefSeq and is a predicted model, not a curated record. The transcript has 7 exons. Gene Ontology annotation, molecular function: dopamine receptor binding. The coding region runs from base 975 to 3089 and encodes 704 amino acids. Lineage: Eukaryota; Metazoa; Chordata; Mammalia; Dermoptera; Cynocephalidae.
CCGGGUGGUCGGGAUCGGGAACCCAGGGAAAAGGCUUUUACUGGCUUGGGAGCGCCGGCGGGGGGUUCACCAGUGGAAAAACUUGCGGAGCAAGACGGGGCCUGGAAGGGGCACUGACAAGAGCGCUUGACCCGGAAGCGGAAGUAGGUACAGGUCGGCGGCCGCGGCGGGGACGGAAGGCGGAAGCAGAGCGGGAGCGGGAGGCGGAGCCGGAGGAGCUGCUCUUGUGGCUCCGCCUGGCCCCAGGCCCAGCUGCUCGAGGGGGAGGAGUUACCGCCGCUCUUCAGUACAUUACCUUUGCCCCUUCUAUCCAGCCCGUGGGUUCCCUGGUUGUCUUUCUCAGGGGCAACUCUAAGCUCUGCCCCCAGGUUUUCCUUAAGGGCCGCAAGGUCUCCUCCCUUUUCUGGCAGUCUGCGGCCCCCUUUUCCGGCAGUCUUUCCCUUUUUCGUAAGAGUGACUCUUGGACCACACCCUUUGCGGUACCUUCCUCUUUCCCUGAUUGAAGAUUAUAGCUUUCUGGGGAAAGAAAAAAAACUAAGAAGAUUUGGAGGAGGGGGAGGGAGCAAGCAUGGUGUGGUUAGUCUAGUUCUGGUUUAUUGGGGGUAGCGGAUGCCCCAAAAGAACCUGGGAAAAAAAGGGAAGUGGGUGCAUAAGUAUGUCCCCAAUUUAAGAUUAUUUAACUCGUCUCUUGGUUCCAUCCUUGACCAUCCUCACCUUGAUAUCUUUGUUACAGGCAUCAGAACAUACCAUGAUGGGGCCGGCCCGUGGCUCACUCGGGAGAGUGUGGUGCUGAGAACACCAAGGCCCCGGGUUCGGAUCCCAUAUACGGAUGGCCGGUUCGCUCACUGGCUGACCGUGGUGCUCACAACACCAAGUAAGAUCCCCUUACCGGUCAUCUUUUAAAAAAAAAAAAAAAAAAAAAAAGAACAUACCAUGAUGGCUGUGACCUAAAACCCUCAGGAAGCCCCUGGGUCAUGGCCCAGAAGCACCCCGGAGAAAGAGGGUUGUGUGGAGCCCACCACAGGAGUGGUGCCUCCCUCAGGACUUCAGGACCUUCCGUGGACCCUGAAAUACUUUCAUUCUCAGGACUCAGGGACUCAGCAGGGAAUGCUCCUAAUGGUACCAGCUGCCUCACAGAGCACUCUGGUCCUAAGUACACACAGCCCCCAAACCCAGCCCACUGGUCGGAUCCAAGCCAUGGCCCCCCAAGGGGUCCAGGACCACCUAGGGAUGGAGAGGAACCUGAUCAGAGUGAGGCAUCUUCAGAAGAAGAGUCAGGAGUGGACCAUGAACUCUCAAGAGAGAAUGAGGCUGGGUACCAGGAGGAUGGGAAUCCUUCUUUUCUUUCCAUUCCAUCUGUUUGCAACUGCCAGGGAGCCCUUGGAAUCCCUGAAGGUCCUUACUCUGAGGGAGGAGAUGGCUCUUCUAGCAACUUUUGCCACCAUUGUACCUCUCCAGCCUUGGGGGAAGAUGAAGAGUUGGAAGAGGAAUAUGAUGAUGAAGAACCUCUUAAGUUCCCCCGUGACUUUUCACGUGUGUCCAGUGGAAAGAAACCCCCAUCCCGGAAACAGCGGCAUCGCUUUCCAACCAAGGAGGAUACUCGGGAGGGUGGACGUAGAGAUCCCAGGUCCCCUGGUCGACAUCGUCUGGGCCGGAAACGAAGUCAGGCAGAUAAACGCAGAGGCCUGGGAUUGUGGGGAGCAGAGGAACUAUGUCAGCUUGGACAGGCAGGCUUCUGGUGGCUGAUUGAACUGCUGGUAUUGGUGGGAGAGUACGUGGAAACUUGUGGCCAUCUCAUCUAUGCAUGCAGGCAACUGAAAGGCAGUGAUCUGGACCUUUUUCGAGUUUGGGUGGGAGUGUGGGCAGGGUGGCUGGGGGGCUGGGCCCAGGUGAUGUUCCAGUUUCUAAGCCAGGGGUUUUACUAUGGGGCAGGGCUAUUAACCCGUUUUCUUAGGCUAAUAGGUGCUCUGUUACUCCUGGCUCUGGCCCUCUUUUUGGGCUGUCUACAGUUGGCCUGGAGGUUUCUGGUGGGGCUGGGUGACCGGUUAGGCUGGAGGGAUAAGGCCACCUGGCUCUUCUCUUGGUUGGAUUCUCUGGCCUUGCAGCGUUGUGUGACUCUACUGAGACAUAGCAGGCCAUGGCAGCGGCUGGUAAGAAUAGUUCAGUGGGGUUGGCUGGAAUUACCUUGGGUCAAGCAGAGGUAUAAUAGGCAGGGGACUGCACCUGCAGCUAGUGGGCGCUACUGCCAGCCUGAAGAGGAAGUGGCUAGACUCUUGACCAUGGCUGGGGUUCCUGAGGAUGAGCUAAACCCUUUCCACGUGCUGGGGGUUGAAGCCACAGCAUCAGAUGUUGAACUGAAGAAGGCCUAUAGGCAGCUGGCAGUGAUGGUUCAUCCUGACAAAAAUCAUCAUCCUCGGGCUGAGGAGGCCUUCAAGGUUUUGAGAGCUGCUUGGGACAUUGUCAGCAACCCUGAAAGGCGGAAGGAAUAUGAGAUGAAACAAAUGGCAGAGAAUGAGUUGAGCCGGUCAGUGAAUGAGUUUCUGUCCAAGCUGCAAGAUGACCUCAAAGAGGCAAUGAAUACUAUGAUGUGUAGCCGAUGCCAAGGAAAGCAUAGGAGGUUUGAAAUGGACCGGGAACCUAAGAGUGCCAGAUACUGUGCCGAGUGUAAUAAACUGCAUCCUGCUGAGGAAGGAGACUUUUGGGCAGAAUCAAGUAUGUUGGGCCUCAAGAUCACCUACUUUGCACUGAUGGAUGGAAAGGUGUAUGACAUUACAGAAUGGGCUGGGUGUCAACGUGUGGGAAUCUCCCCAGAUACCCACAGAGUCCCCUAUCACAUCUCAUUUGGUUCUCGGAUCCCAGGCACCAGUGGGCGGCAGAGAGCCACCCCAGAUGCCCCUCCUGCUGACCUUCAGGAUUUCUUGAACCGUAUCUUUCAAGUACCCCCAGGCCAGAUGUCCAAUGGGAACUUCUUUGCAGCUCCUCAGCCUGGCCCUGGGGCCACGGCAGCCUCCAAGCCCAACAGUACAGUACCCAAGGGAGAAGCCAAACCGAAGCGGCGAAAGAAAGUGAGGAGGCCCUUCCAACGUUGACACCCCUUUUCUUCUCUUUAAAUCAAUGUCAGGGAGUCAAAAGGGCUGUGUACAGCACAGGAUGGAGUUUGAUUUGUUUAUUUUUAAAUAUUUUAAAAAGGGAAAAUUUUAAGCUUAAAUCGUUCACUCAGUACUUGUAAGAACCCUUCCCGCCCCCCUCCCCAGUACCCGGGAACUGAAUCUUGUCUUCUGACAAUACCAAAGAAAUAGGGGGUGGCUACAGCAAAGAACCUAGGGCCUGGACCUGGGCUGGACAAUAUAUCCCUUUGAGGUGUAGAAUCAGUAUUUCCUUGGGGUCUGUAUGCCUUUGUCUUGUUGUUUGCUUUUAGAGCAGGUGAUACUUCACCUUUCCCCCUCCCUUUUUAAAAAACAAUGAGUCUAUCUUAUUUCUUGAUCCAUUUCAGGAGGGAGUCCCUUCCUUUACUAUGAUAUACGAGAGAGUUAGAAGAGAGAACAAGGAAGCAUGUAGCCCUAAUUAUGGGAGAUGUGUGGAGUUCAGAGUGGAAACUCUGAAUUUUUCCUUACUUUCACACUGUGGGUAAAUCACCCAACUUCAAGCUUAUUGCUAAAAGGAAGGCCAAAAUUAGUAAUUUUUUUUUUAAAAGAUGACCAGUAAGGGGAUCUUAACCCUUGACUUGGUGGUGUCAGCACCAUGCUCUCCCAAGUGAGCCACGGGCUGGCCCUUAAAAUUAGUAAUUUUUAAAACACAGACUUAUGCCCUCUGCCCUUGAGUGAGGGGAAGUGAUAAGGGGGUUCCUAAAAGCCCCCUUGUGAUCAAAGGGUAUUUUUUUAGGUUUGUUUAUAUUUGUAUGUACAUAUCUAUUUAAAGCCAGGGGAUUAUCUUUCUAUAAAUAUAUAACUGGCAACCUGUAUCUUCCCUCUCUUUGCCCAUAUAG